AACCACCAUCCGAUCUUGUAUUCCGGGCGCGCGUUCGAGUCUGGAGAGCGGUCGGUCCCCGCGGCGCGGAACUUCCGUCCGAAAGGUGCAGGAACCACCGAAGCCGAAACGCUAUGAGGGUUUUCUUUUACCUCGCUUGACGAGACUGCAACGACGUUGUCUUGCCGUUCGUUAUCCCACAAUGUGCGUAUGCAGACCGCCCGUCCUGGCUCUGCGGAGGCAGGCCCGUCUUUCCCGGCACGCCCUGUCGAAAGGGACCAGCUACGCCGGACCCAGGCCGGGGAUUGGCUGACGGGGCAGCCGGCAAGGCAUCGGAGCUCGUUCGCGGAACACGCCCACGUAUGCCUGACUGCUGUGUUUAGCUGUGAUGCUUGGGACGCUCUGGUUGCUGGGGUAAGAGUAUCCCUGUUUCACGCAGUAGAUUUGUUUGCCGACUUUGCAGCUCAUGGGACGUCCAAAGUACUCACGCGGCCAGCCGUUUGUGAGGACGCUGCUGGAAGCGGCAUUGCUGCUGUGACCUGGGGAGGCACAAAUAGUCAGUCGACAUCUAGUGAUGGUCAAGAAUGCAUUGGUUCGUCUGUGUGCUACAAAGGACUUGUAAAUAGUGAUCAUCCUUGUGCCGGGCAACCCACGCUGCUCGCGGCACGGAUGACGCUCUCCAUCACCAGAGUAUGGGCCAUGAGGGCACCCGGCGUCUGGGAUUACACCACAUGCCACCGAGGAGGUAACGCCUUCCGACUAGUAUACUGUAUACGCGUGUGCUUUUCUUCAUCGCAAGUGAGGGGAAAUAGAGACACGGCAGAGGGGAGGAGAAUGGGCGCGUCCUUGGUCGAUCGAGGAAGGUCCGCAGUGCCACGUCGAGGAUUAUGGCUACUCGCCUUCAGGCAUUUGUAAAAGUCAGCUCUGCCCUUUGCUGUUGGCUGCGUUCAAAGGUAGUUCGGGAAAAGGAGAGCUGGAUGUGCCAUUGGCGGCCCUUGUACCGUCGACGAGGACAAUCAAUCAAUGGAGAGCCGUCGUUCUCGUACGAUCCAACCGGUUUACGACCUGUAAACGGAGAUUUUGUGCCUCUUCAUGACGGUACAGGUAUGCUCAGCCCACAUCACACACACACCUCAAAG
Messenger RNA from Colletotrichum navitas, 1118 nucleotides. RefSeq lists its product as uncharacterized. The record is from RefSeq and is a predicted model, not a curated record. Bases 190 to 894 code for a protein of 234 amino acids. NCBI's taxonomy places the organism in Eukaryota, Fungi, Ascomycota, Sordariomycetes, Glomerellales, Glomerellaceae. The transcript has a single exon.